AUGGGAAAGAAGAACAAGAAGCAGACUCAGUUGGACGAGCUGUUGGAGAAGCCGUGGUGCUGGUACUGCGAGCGAACUUUCGAUGACUUGAAAAUCCUCUUGAACCACCAGAGAUCAAAGCAUUACCAAUGUGAGCAUUGUAACCGCAAGCUGAACACUGCCGGCGGCUUGAACGUCCACGUUCAACAGGUACACAAGGAGACCCUCAUAGCAAUUGCGAACACGAUCCCCGGCCGCGAAGGCAUUGACAUCGAAAUCUUCGGUAUGGAAGGAGUCCCUGAAAACGACCUCAUCCAGCGUAAUGCUAGAAUCAUGCAAGAGUACCACGCGACGCAAGGCUCUGCUACACCGCAGCAACAUGGAGGUCCUCCAGUGGCGAAGAAGCAGAAGAUUGACAAGGUGGAUACUGCGGAUCUGAAAGCAAAGAUGGAAGCAUUCAGAGCGGCAAAGGCAGCCAAAGCAGCUGGUGUCUCGCCUUCUGCGGCGACACCGACGCCGCAUCCUGCAACGCCGUCUACCACUGGUACGCCCACCCCAGCUCCUGGUUACACUACUCCAUUGCAGCCUCCUUCUGUACAUGCCUACGUUGGCGCUCCCUACCCGCAAGUCGCUGCGCCUCCAGCAGCUUCACCGUAUGACUACCCGCCUCAGUACGCGCAAUACUACCAACACCCCAUGGCAACCCAACAACCCGCCUAUCCCGCUUAUCCCGCAGCAGCCCCAGGCCUCCCCGCACGCCCACCCGCAUCCAUCCCCAGUCUCCCUUCCCGUCCACCCGCGGCUGGCUUACCCUCAAAACCAUCGGUGAGUGCUGGAAUUGGUUCCCCGGCCGCUUAUGCUUCGCCAUAUGGCACUAGUCCGUACCAUGCACCCUCAUCGACAGUGCUUUCGGCUGUUGCUGACGCUGGUGCUCGUACUGCUAUCACUAACGCGAAGACCGAACAAUCGAAGGCUACAGACUCUACCAACCCUGCAGACGCUUCAAAAAUUAUUGCCAAGGACGUUGUGGACGCCGAAAAGCCUUCGGUUGAGAAGCAAUCAUCCCAGGAAAGCGCCGAGCGACGGGACAGCGUCUUAGUUUACGACGACAACGAGGUGAGCCCUGAAGAGAAACGUUCAAAGUUACCCAAGUACGCGUAUAAUGCUGAAAAGGAACAGGAGAAAGCGGAGGGGUUGGAUAGGGAUGUUGAGGGGAGGAUUGAUAAUUUGAAGGAGGAGGGGAAGGAGGCACUUUGA
Saitoella complicata NRRL Y-17804 is the source of this 1236-nucleotide messenger RNA. RefSeq lists its product as uncharacterized. The transcript has 2 exons. Lineage: Eukaryota; Fungi; Ascomycota; Saitoellomycetes; Saitoellales; Saitoellaceae. The coding region runs from base 1 to 1236 and encodes 411 amino acids. Gene Ontology annotation, cellular component: nucleus. The record is from RefSeq and is a predicted model, not a curated record.